Molecule: messenger RNA, 513 nt
Organism: Sorex fumeus (smoky shrew)
Lineage: Eukaryota; Metazoa; Chordata; Mammalia; Eulipotyphla; Soricidae
Gene: CXCL6
Product: C-X-C motif chemokine ligand 6
Exons: 5
Coding region: 1-513 (170 amino acids)
Biological process (GO): inflammatory response; antimicrobial humoral immune response mediated by antimicrobial peptide; chemokine-mediated signaling pathway
Cellular component (GO): extracellular region
Molecular function (GO): chemokine activity; CXCR chemokine receptor binding
Source: RefSeq, a predicted model, not a curated record
AUGUCGGCUUACUUUGAUGGUCUGCUGCGAAAUUUAGGGUCUAAAGAACAACAGAUUCUCAUGAACUUCAAAUCCCCGCGCUUGCCCACGCCCGAGGAAACUGCUGCCCGCGCCGCGAUGAGUCGCCUGCCCUGCCCUACGGGCUCGCUGUGCGCGCUGUUCGCGCUGCUGCUGCUGUUGCUGCUGGCGCCCUCCAGGUCCCUGGCCAACGCUGAACCCGUCGCGCCCGUGCUGCGAGAGCUGCGCUGCGUCUGUUUAACCACCACCCCGGGCAUUCACCCCAAGAUGAUCACUAAUCUGCAGGUGAUCGCCGCAGGCCCGCAGUGCCCCAGGGUGGAAAUCAUAGCCACCCUGAAAAACCGGAAGGAUGCGGUGUGUCUGGACCCACAAGCCCCUCUGAUCAAGAAGGUUGUCAAGAAAAUUUUGGACAGCAAUAGCAAGAAAAACAAGAGAAAGAAGGACCGGAUAUUGGGGAAAUUGCCUUCUGAACCUGUUUCUGUCAGAACCCCGUGA